Nicotiana attenuata is the source of this 707-nucleotide messenger RNA. RefSeq lists its product as uncharacterized. NCBI's taxonomy places the organism in Eukaryota, Viridiplantae, Streptophyta, Magnoliopsida, Solanales, Solanaceae. The coding region runs from base 125 to 526 and encodes 133 amino acids. The transcript is spliced from 2 exons. The record is from RefSeq and is a predicted model, not a curated record.
AUUUUGUUUUCAUUAAUAAGGCGUACUCUCGCAACAUACCGAAACCCUACGGCUCAUAUCAGUCGCCGGCGACGCCGUUCUUCCAUCAUCCAACACCGUCCAGCUCCGGCGAUUCUCCGUAACAAUGGCUGGAAAAGCUGUGAAAUCAGUAGCAAAAGCAGUUGGAGAAAAUCAAUAUCAAUGGCAAGAGAAGUUGGCAAAAUACAAAGCCGAGCUUUCCAAGGGAGUUUGGGGUUACUGGGAACUUGGGGCAUGGAAACCAUUGGGCAUAAGUGCUCGCCAUCGAGCUCGCCUACGCAAGGAAGUUCUCCUUGCUGGACAAGAUUGGCCAUAUGAUCCAGAGAGGAAGGAAAUGAGAACCAAGCAGAAAGGACAUAAGUGUGACAGAAUAUCAGCAGAAAAGCGGGAGAAGACGGCUGAACUGAUGCAGAAAAUGCCGGAAAUGUUAGCUGAUUAUAGGAAGAGAAGAUGGGAGAGGAAGAUGAAAGCAGAAGAAGAUGCUGCUAGAAGAGCAGUACAAGAGUAGGUUUUUACUUUAACAACGUAAGAUCUGAUAAUUGACAUGGGAUCGUUUCUCUUUACAAUAUAAUUCUGUACUGGCAGCUUGGAUGUUUUAAGAGUUUCAGUCAUUUGCAGUAUCAAAUAAUUUUGAGCAUUAUGUCCUUUUGUCUAGCUUUCCUUAAUUUUGAGAUUUGAAAACUGACUUU